CAAAAAGGACACUACCGAAUCGGUAGUACCGAAAGCUUCAAGGUUUCAUUGGCCAUGGAUGGCGUGCCGGACGUCCAGGAGCUGUGCCGCUUGCGCUUGGAGGCCACGAAGAUGCCACAGCACAGGGAGCCUUGAGACUCCAAAUGAGAAGCUUGGAGUCUCCCACUUUGUGAGGCACCAAGAUGACAGUCGUUGGACAGAGGCCAGACAACGCCCGGCCGCGCCAGGGCUCCCGCUGCGGCGGAAGCUCCGGGCUUGGCUGAGCCGGCGAGGACGCCGUCAUUCUGAGAGUCUGGUUUGGGCCACCCUCCACCUUUGGGCACAAAGCGCCAAAGCAAAGCGCCUCCUCUCGGCCCGCCGCAAAGCAGCAGAAUUAAAGCAAAGUCUGCGAGCAUCUGAAGUAAUGCAGGUCUCAACCACAUUGCAAAUCCGCUGCUUGCUGGCGUGGAGGGCACUUGUCCAAGUCAAUUCCCAACAGGACAAACAGUCCUUUCUUGCUGCAGAUUUGGAGAGCAAGGAGCGAUGCCUACGAGUCCUUGAGGUUUGGACAAUCGGACUCGAGGCGUCAUUGUUGAGGGCUUUUUAUCGCGCUUGGGCUUCGUCGCUGGAGGAGCCAACUGCGAAGGCACUGCAAUUGGUUUCCAGCCAGCUGCAGACUGCAGGUCUUCUACUCGCAUGGCAAGUUUGGGUCCAGCAGUAUGAGGCCAGAAGACACCGCAACAUGAUCAUGGAGUCUGCUCUUUGCAAUAGAAGCAAGGCAUACUUCUGUGCUUUGUUUGGGGCUUGGCGCGACAUCUCCAUCCGGAAGCGGGAAGAUCGGGCAAAUCAUCUUCAGCGACAGAAAGAGCUCCGAAGACAACAUCGGCAGUUGUUCGCCGUGGUGGCCAUGAUGUUGCGGACACGAGGCCAGAUGCUUACAAGGCUUUGCCUGUCAACGUGGCACUUGCUGUCAGCCAACAGCCAGGAGGGAAGAGUGAAGCUCAGAACAAUGAUGCAAGCGAUGCUCCGAAAGCAGACAACAAGCCUUUUUGGCGCUUGGAAGAGCCAUGUUGGUCGGAUGCACUUACACCGGAAGGCUAUGGCGAAGAAACGACGAGCGUUGUUGGCAGCGGUGUUUGGCCUUUGGAAAGAGCAAGGUGCUGAAGCUUUGAAGGAGGAGUUCGACCAGCUUUGGUUGAAGGUGUCCGUUUGCUGCUAAUGAAGUUCAGAAGUCUCCAACUUGCUGGCUGCGCUUCUUUGUGCAGCACGUCCGUUGAAAACAGGACUUGAGGCGGUUCCACAACGAUCCUGCUCAAGCUGAAAGUAGUGAACGAGUCAGCUUGUUCUCAAUUGAAUCGGCAAGCCAAUCGGCAAUUCAGAGGGCUGCAGCUGUGGCUUUGCAUUACAUGACAUCUUUAGAAUAUACAGCGUUUCUUCAAUUUUUGCAAGUGACCGAGUGUACACUGCUUGAGGUUGCGCCACCAAAGCCUCUUGUUUGUUCUUGCUACAGCUGUUGAAUUCGGGGGGGCGCAGUUCUCGAGAGACUUGGG
Molecule: messenger RNA, 1529 nt
Organism: Durusdinium trenchii
Lineage: Eukaryota; Dinophyceae; Suessiales; Symbiodiniaceae
Source: the annotation of a GenBank genome assembly